This is a messenger RNA of Amoebophrya sp. A120, 1419 nucleotides long. The record is from the annotation of a GenBank genome assembly. Lineage: Eukaryota; Dinophyceae; Syndiniales; Amoebophryaceae.
AUGUGGCACAAAGAUUCAAGGUUGUUCUCGUUGCUCCCGCACACAGUGCUCAUCUUCUGCACCUUUGCUGCGGCGCAAAAAACUACAACCGAGGGAAAGAACUCGCUCAAAGAAUUACGCUUCGAGCGCACUUCGCUGUACCCAACGGAUCUUGCUUCCAUUGCCGUGGAUGAGCUGGACAAGAAGCUCCUGACAGAAGCGGCAAAAGGUCUGUACGACUACUACGAGGGGGAAGCACUUAUAGCGGAGCUACGACAGUUUCCGGAAGCGCGCCAGGAGUUUCGAAACCUGGACGGCGGCGGAAGGCGGUCAGAGUUUUUUCUUCGGUGGCAGAAAACGCAGGCCGGUCUAGUCGAGGAUGUCUCCCCAGAAAUCUGGGACUACAAGGGCGAGGUGUUGUGGAGUGCGGUGUUGUUAAGCAGAAAUCAAACGGCGAAGUGUGACGCUGAGCCAAGCGCGGCUGUAGGCGCAGAUGGAUCUUCUACAGCUUCGGCGCAGAAACUACAAACUUGCAGCUCCAGCACAGGAGAGGCGGCGUUGGUAGGCUCAUCAGAACAGUACGCGCUUCCAACGGGCAUUUUAGCAACGCUACAAGCGAUGUACAGCAGCGCCUUCUCUCUCCGUGCGGUCCCACCAAAACAUCAGCCCUCGCUGCUGGAAGUAAGAUAUUUGCAGAAACGAAUAAAACAGUUGACGACCGCGUACUUCCAGAAAAAGCUGCCGACGCCGAUGAAACACCUGGAAGUUUUUCUACAUGUGGAGGUCCUUCUACCGCUCAGUGGCAACAUCCGUCCGCACGUGCACGCGGGGGCGAUUCUCGCGGGGAUGUUUUUCUGCGAUCUGCAGCCAGACGAGGAGAUUGUGGUGCAGUUCUACGAUCCGCGCGGCGCGGUGCCGCCGUUUGGGGCCACGCAUUUCGUAUAUCCGGCGGCGGGAGAGCUCGUGCUGUAUCCGUCCUGGCUCUCGCACUCGGUCGCUUGGAGUUUGAGAGGGGGGAACAGGAAAAAGAAAAGCAGUCGGCGGAUUCACGUCUGGCACGCCUUAGUGUACGAUGAGCGGCAACACAUAGACUGGGAGGCCGACUUAGCGUCCAGCUUCAUCAGCAACUCGGUCACAACAGUGAUGUUGCCGCCGCUCGACAGAACUGUAUUGCAUAAGUUGUGAUGGUAAUUUGAAUGCAAUGUGAUAGUGAUACUAGCCUUAUCCCGCUUCCCGUGUCCAGUAACCUGCAGACUUAAUAGUAUUCCGCUAGAUGAAUGGUAGCACUCAGCGUCUUUCUGUGGAAAAUCGUCGUCGGCGCUUCAGCACAGGCAGGCCCAUCUGCCUGCGAUUUUCAAAGCGCCAGAACGGCUUGGCCACGAUCCGGCACCGGCGCGGCUGGCAGGUUGGCCGUUGCCGCCAUCUUGCAUGCUGGCACCG